AUGCGAAAACAGCCUAAAGAAAUUAGCGAAAUUAAGGACUUCUUGCACACGGCGCGCCGGAAGGAUGCGCGAUCGGUGAAGAUCAAGAAGACGGCGGGCGUGACCAAGUUCAAGGUGCGCUGCUCCAAGUACUUGUACACGCUCUGCGUGAAGGACUCCGAUAAGGCGUCCAAGCUCAAGCAGUCGUUGCCCCCGGGACUUCAAGUGAUGGAGGUCGCUUAG
Molecule: messenger RNA, 222 nt
Organism: Ostreococcus lucimarinus CCE9901
Lineage: Eukaryota; Viridiplantae; Chlorophyta; Mamiellophyceae; Mamiellales; Bathycoccaceae
Gene: RPL38
Product: Ribosomal protein L38, component of cytosolic 80S ribosome and 60S large subunit
Exons: 1
Coding region: 1-222 (73 amino acids)
Biological process (GO): protein-RNA complex assembly; translation
Cellular component (GO): cytosolic large ribosomal subunit; ribosome
Molecular function (GO): structural constituent of ribosome
Source: RefSeq, a predicted model, not a curated record